Molecule: messenger RNA, 627 nt
Organism: Lactuca saligna
Lineage: Eukaryota; Viridiplantae; Streptophyta; Magnoliopsida; Asterales; Asteraceae
Source: the annotation of a GenBank genome assembly
AUGCACGGUGGCUCCACCCUCAAGAUCCGACCCAGAUACACCUCCUACGAUAACUACAUUCACCACCAACUUCAGAAAACCACCAACCCGAGGCUCCGAGAAAUAUGGACCACCCGAGAUUGGGACCGAAAAAUUCGUGUUUUCACACAAUUCUUUUCGGAUCUAAAGCACAAAAACCUGUUAUCCAAUUCAUCUAAAGCUCUCUGUGUCGGAGCUAGAGUCGGGCAAGAGGUGGAGGCUUUGAAACGGGUCGGAGUGUGGGAUUCUAUCGGGUUGGAUCUGGUACCAUACCCGCCUCUUGUUAUCGAAGGUGACUUUCAUCGUCAGCCGUUCGAUGACGAGACUUUUGACUUUGAGUUUUCGAAUGUGUUUGACCAUGCAUUGUACCCGGAUAAGUUUGUAGGGGAGAUCCAACGGACGUUGAAGCUUGGUGGGAUCUGUGUGUUACAUGUGGCGUUAUCCAGACGGUCGGAUAAGUACUCUGCUAAUGAUUUGUAUAGUGUUGAACCGUUGAUUAAGUUGUUUAAUGGGUCGGAUUUUCUUUACUCCAGGAAAGUCGAUGGGUUCGGGUUGGAUACUGAAGUGGUUUUUAGGAGAACGAAAGCAAUCCAACGGUCAGGAUUUUAG